This is a messenger RNA of Dentiscutata heterogama, 195 nucleotides long. The record is from the annotation of a GenBank genome assembly. Lineage: Eukaryota; Fungi; Glomeromycota; Glomeromycetes; Diversisporales; Gigasporaceae.
AUGUACAACCUCUAUACAAAAAAAACACCAGACAUGAUGGAAGUAGAUACUCCACCCCAAAAGCAGGUUGCAACAAUCAACUCAAAACCAGACAAAACAAAUGUAGUACUACAAAGUGCAGAAUCUGACUCAUUAGCUAAAGAAUUAGACAUACCCAUGCUAGAUUCCCAGAAAGAAAAAUCACCACCAACUUAA